This is a messenger RNA of Letharia lupina, 2142 nucleotides long. RefSeq lists its product as uncharacterized. NCBI's taxonomy places the organism in Eukaryota, Fungi, Ascomycota, Lecanoromycetes, Lecanorales, Parmeliaceae. The transcript is spliced from 3 exons. The record is from RefSeq and is a predicted model, not a curated record. The coding region runs from base 1 to 2142 and encodes 713 amino acids.
AUGCCUAACGGCUCCUUGAUAUCUAAUGGAUCAUUCACGCUCAACCCUUUCGUCGCCAAUUCAAGCAAUCUGUUAUCCAACGGAAGCUACCCCUUCAACGCAUCCUUGCACUACUCCUUUCAUUCCGGAAACCUGAACUGGACGACCCCUGGAGCAAACUUGGGAAUCCUCACUUAUGACCCCUCGAAGACCAACAUGUGGGCCAUUGGCAAAACCGUGGAUCUGCUAUUCCAGCCCAGGGUCUUUUCCUACGAGCAGAGAUGCAUAUAUCCUAUCAGCGGCCAAUACGGGUUCUUGCCGCGAUUCAUCUACUAUCUCUUACUCAUCUUCUCUUUGAUCCUUCGGAAACAUUCUUGGCUGUCAACAGCGGCGCUUGGAGCAGCCAUGACCUACGCCGCAACGGCUUCAGUGCAUGCGUUUGCGCUGCUCCUGCGAUACAGGUACCAUACGCCGACAUUGAGAAAUCUUGACUGGAUCUAUCUGCCACCCAAGGAGCUCGGAGACAUUGACUUACAGGCAAUUUUCCCUAUCCUGGUUGCAGGCAGUAUCAUGUUGACGCCAAUCUUAAAUUUCUCAACCACUGUUCGACAGCAUGAAGCGCAUUCUGUGAUUAUCUUCUGGGGCGUUCUCCUCUUCUGUGCUAUGGUUCCUACCUUUGUCAUUGUAAUCAAAGGCGUCGUACCGUCGGUCAUCCUGAGCCAAUUGUCAACUUGCGCUCUAGACGCUGCCAAGGGUUGCACCUUCGAGAAUCUAUCAGUCACUAACAACGGCGUAUCAUUGGAUCUAUACAACAAGUGUAAUUGUACCGAUACCUGUGGCGCUUUCGACCUGCCCCAUACUCCCUUGAGGCACAACCAAGGUGCCUCGGCGCUGUUGAUAUCUGACACAAUCAACAUCCUAACAGGCAGCGAGCUCGUCAAUAGUCUCUUCUUGGUCAAUUGUCUGUUUCUUCUAUGGAUUAUCGCACAAGGAAUACUCGGGCUCAUCGAGAAUCAAUGGGACCAGACAACGGUGCGGAAUUGGGCCUUCCGCACUUUUGCCGGGACCACUCCGAAGAAACGACGAACUGCAUUCGGAUCAAGACUUCGGUACUAUAUUGGAAAGACAGUCGCAGGCUACUAUUUCCUCAUCGCGAUAGCUGUGGCCUUCAUUUGCCCCUUUGUCUUCGUAUCAUCAGUGAUCAUCAACGAGUUUAGCACCUGGAGUUGGCCAGUCAGCGAGAGUGAGGAUGCCGUUGGACAGUGGAGCACCUGGGUCAGCGCCUGCUUCGUCAUCAUCGCCGCGAUCAUUCAGAGAUAUCACCACGCCUGGUUAAUUUCCAUCAAACUUGGCUGCGCCACGGUGGUCCAUAUCAUCAAAUGGAUUUGGGGGAAAGAGAGUCUCAGGAAAGAGCGCAAAGAGUUGAGGACGAAGGAAAACAGCGUGAUGGAAGACACGAAAGAGUUCUUCAGGCAAUGCGCGAAGCCGUUCACUCACACGAGAAACAGUAUCCUGAACACUCUACGCGCAUCGAGGGACUACUGGAGGGAAUUUAAAGAAUGGCAUAACGAUCCCGUCGGAGUAUCGACAAGACUUUUGGCCCAACAUACGUCUCCAAUUGACGGCUCUGUCGAUGUCAAGGUGCAUUCGGUAUCCUCUUGCGAAGAUGACACACCGCUGGAGUGUCAGUACAGACAUGCCACACCUCACCAAGUACCUCUAUCCUCAUUCGCAACGCUUCCGCCUUACACGACCCUAUCGCCCAUGGGCUCAUACCGGCCUAAGCCUAAGCCUAAGCCUACGCCGUACCCACGCUCACAGUCUGCCAUGAUAUAUCAUACAUACCCCUGGUCUUCAGAAACAGAGAUCGCGCCCCACAAGCCAAGGUCGAACACCGGAGACACACACAUUGCGGCUCGCCCUCUCCGACCAUUCCCUCGAUCGGCUUAUUCCUCCACCGAAUUACCUCCGAGCCAAGGCGAAGUAGAGCCCCUCAUAGCUCGGGGACAUCAUACCGCAAUUAUACCACCGCAAGCAGCAUGGGCUCCCACUGUCCAGCAACGCGAAGUGGCGCGAAAACAAUUGCCCCGACGCAGAUCGGAAAUGCCAUCCACCAGGCCACCCAUGCCCGGUCACGCGGACCUUUGGUUUGGGGAGCCAUGA